Messenger RNA from Rhagoletis zephyria (snowberry fruit fly), 2660 nucleotides. RefSeq names its product string (gene stg). Gene Ontology annotation, biological process: positive regulation of G2/M transition of mitotic cell cycle; G2/M transition of mitotic cell cycle; positive regulation of G2/MI transition of meiotic cell cycle. Gene Ontology annotation, molecular function: protein tyrosine phosphatase activity. The record is from RefSeq and is a predicted model, not a curated record. NCBI's taxonomy places the organism in Eukaryota, Metazoa, Arthropoda, Insecta, Diptera, Tephritidae. Gene Ontology annotation, cellular component: nucleus; cytoplasm.
GUGAGUUAGUUUGAGUUUUUGCUUUGUGGUGUGGUGUCAAGUAGUUGGUGUGCUUGCUUCGUGCGUCUUGCCAACCGCCUGGUCACUCCAAAAUCAUAUCCGACAUUCAAUUUGAAGUGAAUCAAUUUAUAAUAUUCAAUGCAAUUUCCUUUGAAACGUAUCAAAAAUAAGAAAACUCAACUCCUCGGGACUAUAAGCAAUAUUGAAUUGAUACAAAAUGAUAUAGAACAUAUGUGGUUUAUUAAGUACUUAAGAACGAACAAUCAAAAUUGUAAGAAGCAAUUGUGGUGGACAUUUUGCAUAAAGGUUCUAAAAGUUGUAAAUUUUGUUUAAAAUCAAGUAUGAGAAUCGCCCAGCUAUUUGGCUAGCAAAAGGACUGCAAUAAAUAACGAAAUAGUAAAUAAAACAAGUGAAAUUAACAAAAAUAAAAUGCAGCAACAGUAAUUGAAGUGCACAAACCAGAGCUGAUGAAAGCAGCAGCAGCACGUGAAGGAGUUUAAAACAAAGGAGAGUGAAGCCGCUGAAAAUUGUGUUCUAGCAAUUUUCAGGAGCACAGAACCAACGAUAGUUAAAAUUAACGCCCGACAUUUUAGUGCCGGAAUAUUUUGCCAUUCUGUAAUUAAGUACAAAAGUAUAUAAAACUACAAAAUGCUGUGGGACGCAAUCGCAGAAGAGACCAGUGGUGACAUGGCCAUGGAAUUCACAAGUUGUCAAUUGCCACACGACUUGAAUUCUGUCUCGGUCGCUGCCAACAAAAACGCUUCUCCCCAUCAUCACGAGCUUGCCAUUAUGAACAGCUCGCUGCACGAGAUGGCUGUCGAUCAUCAGUUGUCCUUAUACAAUGACGAUGAACGGGUUAAUGAGCUUCAAGAACAACGCUUGCGUUCGACGGCUUUCGAAAUACCCCUACAAAUGGGUCUGCUUUCACCAGAAGGGUCGCCGUGUCGCUUCCAAUUCGUGCAAAAGUCCGGAGUACAUACACAUCAGCGAGAGCUUAUCAACAAUAGCGAAAACAACCAUAAUCGCCAAUCAAUCGCGUCGCGCCUACAGAAGCUACCAAAUACCAAUAUCCAUGCCAACGGCAGCAGCAAAGGUUCCCCAACGGCUGCAAACAGCCUGCGCAUUUUUCACAGUCUUUCUUCUGGUUCGAUGGGGUCUUCAUCGAUGGAGGAGGACUACAUGGAACUCUUUGAAAUGGAGUCACUCGAACAUUCGCUGCAGCCAGCGAAUUCGAUGCCUAAAGUUCCCAGCGAUUUGGAUUCGUUGUUCAUUGGCCAAAUCAAAAGUUUCUUUUCACCCGCACACCGUCCAGCCGAACAGCCAAAAUUGAUAGAACCUUUGAAAACGCCUGAAAUGCGUCGACCCCCAGUACGUCGCUGUCUGAGCAUGACUGAUAACUGCUUGCCGGCGCCAAAGACACCUGAGACACUGCUUAAACAAGUGCAAGAGACUGCAACAAGUCCGUUCGGUGCCAAACAGUUAACAGCUGAGCGUAACAAUACCACCCUUAGCUACUGUUUCAAGCGUCCUGACCCACCGUCGAAGACCACCUCACCCCUACAAAUCAAACGGUACCGCGUUGAAGCGGAUAAAGAAAAUCUCAACGACUCUUUGACAAUGUCGCUGGCUGUACUGGCAACGCCGCAACCUAAGCUGAGUCAUCCCCCUCCAUUGCGCAAGAGCAUGUCAAUGAAUGAUGCUGAAAUCAUGUCUGCGCUAGCCCGAUCCGAAAGCAAGGAUGAACCAGUUCUAAUUGGUGACUUCAGCAGGCCAUUUGCACUGCCGUUGAUGGAAGGUCGGCAUCGCGAUCUGAAAUCGAUUUCCUGCAACACCAUGGCACGUUUACUGCGCGGUGAAUUCGAUGAUGUUGUGGCCUCCUACCGCAUUAUCGAUUGUCGCUAUCCGUAUGAGUACGAAGGUGGCCACAUACGUGGUGCACAAAAUUUGUACACGCACGAACAGAUUAUCGAAGAGUUCCUGACGCAGCAAAAGUCUGAGGAUCAGCAGAAGGCGAGCAAUGAUAAUCGGCGCAACAUUAUUAUAUUCCACUGCGAAUUUUCAUCGGAACGUGGACCGAAAUUAUCGCGUUUCCUCCGCAGCACCGAUCGCGAGCGCAAUACGAAUUGUUACCCAGCACUCGAAUACCCCGAGAUCUACCUGCUGCACAAUGGUUACAAAGAGUUCUACGAGCAGCAUUCGGAUUUGUGCGAUCCCGUCGCAUACUGUCCCAUGUUGGAGCCAGCUUACAAUAGCGCGUAUCGCCAUUUUCGCUCCAAGUCUAAGUCGUGGAAUGGCGAUGGUGGUUUGGGCGGUGCAACUGGGCGACUAAAGAAAUCUCGUUCACGACUAAUGCUGUAGGAUGGGAACAACAAGCCGGAGCCAGAGAAGCAGCUGCAGCAGCCUAUGAGACAAUUAGAAAUUGGUAAAUCCGGUCAGUCGUCGCAAAGCCCUAAAAUAUGAGAAUAUACAUACAUAUUUGUUUAUACAAUUGCAAAGCAGCAGAGAAGGAGCGUGGUUGGCGUUACAAUGCUGCCGGCAGCUUAGGCAAAGCGACGACGGAUCUACAUAGUUGACGUGGCGGUUCGAGUCGUCAAGGAGCAGGGUUGGGAGAAGAGCAAAUUUACGAAUGCAGUACAAAUUCCAAGCUCAGCUUUAAAAAA